Messenger RNA from Propithecus coquereli (Coquerel's sifaka), 1980 nucleotides. RefSeq names its product jerky protein-like. The record is from RefSeq and is a predicted model, not a curated record. Lineage: Eukaryota; Metazoa; Chordata; Mammalia; Primates; Indriidae. Bases 313 to 1821 code for a protein of 502 amino acids. Gene Ontology annotation, cellular component: nucleus. Gene Ontology annotation, molecular function: DNA binding. The transcript is spliced from 2 exons.
UGACGCAGUGUGAAAAGCCCUCACCAGAAGCUAAGCAGAUGCCUGCACCAUGCUUAUUGUACUUCCCAGCCUGCAGAACUGUCCACAGUCUCUACUCCGCAAUUACAAAAUAAGAAAAAAAACAGAAACAGAAAAACACUGAAACCCAAAAGUGUUUUUUUAACUUUGACACUGGGACCAUUUGGCAACAAAUCCUACUGUGAACAAAAACGUGAAGCCUCUGUUGUCUCGGCAUUUAUAUCCAUCAGUCACACAUGCCUCUGCUGUUUGCUGACAUUUUGUGACUUAGGGAUUAAUUAAUUGCACUAGAAAAUGUCCAAAAGAGUUAAAGAUAUACCUAUGGGUAACAGCGAAAAGAAGAAAAGGAAGCAUCUGUCUUUAUCAAUAGCUCAGAAAGUGGAGUUACUACAGAAGCUUGAUGGUGGUGUGUCUGUUAAGUGUCUUACUGAAGAAUAUGGUGUGGGAACCACCACUGUAUAUGACUUAAAGAAACAGAAAGACAAAUUGUUGAAAUUUUACAGUGACAGUGAUAACCAAGAACUAAUGAAAAAUAGGAAAACAUUGCAUAGGGCCAAAAAUGAAGAUCUUGACCAUGUAUUGAUUGAAUGGAUUCAGCAACAAAGAAAUAAAGACAUUCCACUGACUGGUUUGUUGGUCAUGAAUCAAGCUAGAAUAUACCAUGAAGAACUGAAUAUUGAAGGUGAGUGUGAAUAUUCAGAAGGCUGGCUACAGAAAUUUAAAAAACAUCAUGGUAUCAAGUAUCUUAAAAUCUGUGGUGAAAAAACUUCUGCUAAUCAUGAACUUCUUGAAAAUUACAUUGAUGAAUUCGCUAAGAUAAUAUCUAAUGAAAACCUUAGCCCUGAACAAAUUUACAAUGCUGAUGAAACAGCUCUGUACUGGUGCUACCUUCCUAGAAAAACCUUAACAAUGGGUGACGAAAGGGCAACAACAGAUUGCAAGGAUACCAAGCAAAGGUUAACUAAUGCUAAUGCUGCAGGCACACAUAAGAUAAAACUGGCAGUGUUUGGAACAAGCCUAUAUCCAAGAUGUUUAAAAGGUGUGCACAAUUUAUCUGUGCAAUAUUAUGCAAACAAGAAAGCUUCAGUAACAAGAGAAAUCUUUUCUGACUGGUUCGAUAAACACUUUGUGCCUGCAGCACAAGCUCAUUGCAGACAAGCUGGACUGGAAGACAAUUGCAAAAUUUUAUUAUUUCUAGACAACUGUUCUGCUCAUCCCCCUCCUGAACUUCUUGUGAAAAGUAAUGUUUUGGGCAUUUACUUUCCCCCCAGUGUGACAUCUGUAACUCAGCCUUGUGACCAAGGAAUUCUACGUUCCAUGAAGAGCAAAUACAAACACUUUUUUUUGAAUAGCAUGCUUGCUUCAGUUAACAGAGGCCUGAAAAUCCAGGACUUCCUUAAAGAAUUUAGUCUUAAGGAUGCCAUCUACACAGUUGCUAAUGGUUGGAACAACGUGGAUAAGUCAACCUUAACCAAUGCUUGGCAUAGACUUUGGGCUACAAUGAUGUUUGAAAAUGACCUUGCUGAUAAAGAUUUUGAAGGAUUUAAAGACUCUAAUGAGAAGACGAUGGUAUCAAAGCUCAUUACUUAUGCCAAAAGCUUAUUAGCCAAAAGUGUAAAUAAGUUAGAAGAAGCGGACAUUGAAGAGAUGCUAAACAUUGAUAAUUAUGCACCCAUUGUGCAUCCUUUGAGUGGGGAAAUUGCCGAGAUGGUGUUAAAUACAGAUCAGUAUGAAGAUAGUAGUAGUAAUGAUGAUGACAUUGUGAACACAAGUGGAAAAAAUCUCCAUAGAUCAUAUGGCUAAAAUGUGUGACCAAUUAAUUGCUGGCCUUCAACAAUGUGCAUUUAUCAGUGAGCAAGAGCUCAUGGCAAUUUACUCAAUUAGAGAGAAACUGCUUAGACAGAAACCUGUGUUAAGGAAACAGAUGACACUGGGAAAAGUCUUUAAUAAGACACUCUAUGA